Humulus lupulus (European hop) is the source of this 1788-nucleotide messenger RNA. RefSeq lists its product as uncharacterized. Bases 1 to 1788 code for a protein of 595 amino acids. Gene Ontology annotation, molecular function: zinc ion binding. NCBI's taxonomy places the organism in Eukaryota, Viridiplantae, Streptophyta, Magnoliopsida, Rosales, Cannabaceae. The record is from RefSeq and is a predicted model, not a curated record. The transcript has 3 exons.
AUGCUAGUUCUUCAACUAAACAAUCAGGAAUUAGCUACAGAAUUACAAUAUGAUGAAGCAACCUUCACGACAAAUAACCAAGUACAAACCUUCCCAAAUAUUACAGACAUAGAGAGAACAGAAGAAAACAAAAGAAAAAGAGAAGAAGAUAUAGAAAUUAUAACUGAUCAUAAAAUUUUCAAAGUUGAAGAAGGCCAGAUUUAUAAGGACAAAAAGCUCUUGAAAUCUGCUCUAUGUUAUUAUGCUAUGAUCCACAACAUCCAAUUCAAGACAAAAAUAUCUAAACUGAGAGAGUACCUGGUAACUUGUGUGGAUGACAAUUGUAACUUGUUACUUAUAGUUUCAAAGUUCAGGAAAACACAAACAUUUAAAAUAAGAAAAUAUGUAAAAACUCACACCUCCUCCUUGGACAUCAUUAUGGAAGACCACAUGCAGGCAAAUUGUAAUGUGAUUGGAGAACUAAUAAAAAUAAAAUACAUGUCAAUAAAGAGAGUACACACACUAAAUGACAUAAUCAGCGACAUGCUAGAUGAUUAUGGUGUUUCAAUGGGGUAUCAAAAAGCCUGGAGAGCAAGAGAAAAAGCUUUCGAAUUGGCAAGAGGAAACCAAGAUGAUUCAUACCAAAAACAUCCCAUCUACCUUCACAUGCUAAAAGUCUCAAACCCAGGUACGAUAACGCACCUGGUUACAGACAAUAAAGAUCACUUCAAAUAUAUGUACCUAGCAUUUGCAAAUUCCAUCAAAGGAUGGAAAUACUGUAGGCCAGUCAUUGUGAUAGAUGAAACUUUAUUCACUGCUUCAACAAUGGAUGCUAACAACAACAUAUUUCCAUUAGCCUUUGGAAUAAGAGACUCUGAAAAUGAAUCAUCAUGGUUAUGGUUUUUCACAAAGCUAAAGGAGACAUAUGGAGAAAAAGAAGGUAUAUCAAUCAUUUUAGACAGGCACAAAAGCAUAGAAAAUGUUGUAGACAAUGUAUACCCAAAAGCUUUCCAUGGAGCAUGUAUAUUCCACCUGCUAAACAACAUCAAAGUCAAUUUCAAUAUCCAUGGGGAGGACCUAAACAUAAACUUUGUCAAAGCAGCAAAGGCAUACAGGGUACAAUCAUUUGAGCACUACAUGCAUGAAAUAGACAAGAUUGACACUCGCAUAAGACUGUAUUUACAAAAAAUUGGAUAUUGCACUUGGUCUAGAUGCCAUGCUCCAACAAGAAGAUAUACAAUGAUGACAUCAAAUAUAGCCGAAUCGAUAAAUGCUGCAUUGAAAGCUGCAAGAACGCUGCCAAUCACUACAAUGAUGGAAGACCUUCGAAGUUUAGUUAAAAAAUGGGUAUGGAAAAAUGGUAACGAAGGAAACGGAACAUUCACACAAGUAACAACAGAUACUGAAACUGUGCUUAGAGAAAACAUUAUUCGAGCCAUUAAAUUUCAGGUCUUCCCAGUAAACACUAUACUGUACCAAGUUGUGGUUGAAGACAAAGGAAAUUUUCUGGUCAACCUAAUGGAGAAAACAUGUGAAUGCAAAAGGUUCCAACAAGAUGAAAUACCGUGUGCACAUGCAAUAGCAGUAUUUGCCAAAACACGGCUGAAAACAUAUGAUUAUGUUGCUGAUUACUACAAAACUACAACUACGAAAGCAACAUAUGAGUCAACUGUUCAUCCAUUGCCAAAUGAAAGCGAAUGGACACUACCAGAGACUUUAAACAAAAUUUUCCUACCAUCAAAAACAAGAAAACCACCAGGCCGCCCUAGAAGGAAAAGAAUCAGAUCUAGAGGAGAACCAAAAGUGUAG